GGGCAAUUAUAAAAAAGCAAUAUCGAAUUUUCACGAGCAGUUCCAACUGAUUCGUUCUCGUCGAGCUGAUACCGCAAAAGGAAAUCAACAUGUUCUUCAAAGAAUUAGUUUUACUUACGCUCUCAGUUACACUAGUAUUGGCUCAAAUCGAUGAAGGUCUUCAAAGAGCUGCCGCCCCAAUUGAAGGUUUGGCCAGAGCAGUAGACUCCCUUAUACCGUCAUUCAAAGCACAACCGGCGAAACGCCAGGCGGAUCUCGAAGAGAUGAAGAAGCGCGCUUCAUCGGUAGAAGAAGCCGCCGAAAUGCGUGAAUCAGAAAUCGAGGAAGCGAAGAAACGGGACGUCGAGCCGCAAGGUAUAGAUAGGAAGAAACGCGAAGCCGGAUUUGGCAGGGGAUUGAGGAAGAGAGACGCUGAUGAUGCGGAGACUCGCGAUGAUAGCUUGGACAGUAAAGAGGCCAGGAAGAGGCAGCAGAGUAUUGAGCCGGAAAAACGACAGGGCAGCUUAGAGGAUAGUCUUGAGCAGGCUGAUCCUGAGCCAAUAGAGACAGAACUGAUACCGCAGAAGGAAAUCAACAUGUUCUUCAAAGAAUUAGUUUUACUUACGCUCUCAGUUACACUCGUAUUGGCUCAAAUCGAUGAAAGUCUACAAAGAGCUGCAGCCCCAAUUGAAGGUUUGGCCAGAGCAGUAGACUCCCUUAUACCGUCAUUCAUAGGACAACCGGCGAAGCGCCAGGCGGACGAUGAGGUCCAGAAGCGUCAGGAGGAUCUCGAAGAGAUGAAGAAGCGCGCUUCAUCGGUAGAAGAAGCUGCCGAAAUGCGUCAAUCAGAAAUCGAGGAAGCGAAGAAACGGGAAGUCGAGCCGCAAGACAUGGAUAGGAAGAAACGCCAAGCCGGACUGGGCAGGAGAUUGAGGAAGAGAGAUGCUGAUGAUGUGGAGACUCGCGCUGAUAGCUUGGAGAGCGAAGAGGCCAGGAAGAGGCAGCAGAGUAUUGAGCCGGAAAGACGGCAGGACGGCUUAGAGGAGUAAAAAAAACUUUGGUAAUUACGAGAUUUAAUUUUAAUUAAAUCGCGACGCCAAACGAUUCGAAGCCACGCUAAACAUCACCAGGAAAAUCCAAUAAUUGUUUAAAAUAAAUUUCGUUUGUUACAAAUUAAAAAGCUGGUUUUAUUUUCGCAAAAA
This is a messenger RNA of Phyllotreta striolata, 1181 nucleotides long. The record is from the annotation of a GenBank genome assembly. NCBI's taxonomy places the organism in Eukaryota, Metazoa, Arthropoda, Insecta, Coleoptera, Chrysomelidae.